Messenger RNA from Periconia digitata, 2032 nucleotides. Lineage: Eukaryota; Fungi; Ascomycota; Dothideomycetes; Pleosporales; Periconiaceae. The record is from the annotation of a GenBank genome assembly.
CUCUGCCUAAGGAGCUCGUUACACUACAUCAUAUCGAAUGAGUAUGCCUUGCCGCACAAUAGACAUCCUCUUCUUGGUGAUAGUCGUCCGCUAUAUCCUCACAUUCCUACGGCGGACUCAAGAUGCGCGAGAGGCCGCCACUUCACAUUCAAAUCAUGAGAAGCUAGCCGACAUCGAAGGUGCUUCUUGGCCUCAACUAUCUGUAUUCGAGCAUAUCGAGCGAGGCCUGUUGCGCAAUCCCAAUGAUCCAGCUGUCGUUUGUUUGAUGGAACAGUCUAUUGGUCUGCAAAGGCUUGUCGCGGCAUGCACACCCGGAGGACAGGACGUUGGCACAGACAGAAAUUCGAGUACCAAUGCAACACCCAGACUCUGGUGUAAAGAUCGACCUCAGACGUAUACGCUUGUGCAAGCAGAGGAUACGCCUCCCCGAAGCCCAACUCAAGAAGACAAGGCCAAUACUAUGACGCUCACCUACACACAACUCCAUGGCAUGGCUUUGAAACUUGCAACUGGUCUCAUCACAGUUGGUGUUCGACCAGACACUCGAAUGAUUAUGGCCAUCCCCAACGGCGCCGAGUACGCUAUCUUAUUGUGGGCAUGCGCCAUUUUACGCCUCACAUACGUGAGCCUGGAUGAAGAUUCAUUAAACAUAUCUGGUUUUACAGCAUUGAAACGAACCCUGGAGGCUGUACGGCCCCAGAUUAUUGUUGCAUCCAAUUCACUGAAAGGGAGGGCUAUCGAAGUAGCCAUGGCGGAAUUGGAACUGCCAUCCCCUAUAAAACUCAGUCUCUCGGAAUCCAAAGCCACCGAAUGGCAUUCUUUCGAAGAUAUUUUUACUCGUGCGAACGAAAACAAUGCAAUCGAUGAGCUCAAGCUUCUCGCGGAAGCACGCCAAGAUAAACCUACGCGCAUCAAUUCUAUCAUGUUCACAUCAGGCACAUCGGGAAUUCCCAAAGGGUGCCCGCAGUCCGUGUCGGCCAUCUCGCAUGCACUGCAUUCUCAGGAAUGGCUCAUUGACGCCGAAUCUGGGGCUUCUCAAUAUGCUCUUAUGCAGCCGCAUAACUCGAGGGGCAUUGCACCUGCGCAAACAUUGCAAACUUGGAGGGCAGGAGGUGCCCUUGUUUUGACAGGCCAAAGUUUCUCAGUACGAGAUGCAAUACAUGCUAUCGAACAUGUCGGUGUCACAUUCCUAGUGCUAACUCCACCAAUGGUACACGAAUUCGCCAUAGAAUUAGCCACUAGACCCAUCGACGUAUCGUGCGUAAAAAGAAUCCAAAUUGGUGGUGAUGCAGUUACGAAAGAGGUGCUGACCAAAUGCGCCAAUUUGUUCCCAACGGCUCAAACGUGUGUGAAUCAAGGUAUGACGGAGGGUCCAGGUGUGUUCUCCUGGCCAUUCCUCGGGAAGCCGACUGCGCGCAUUCCUUUCCUAGGCGGCCAGAUCUGUCCUGUUGGAGUUGUGGCUCCUGGAGCUAGGAUCCGGCUUUGCUCUGUUUCUAAAUCAAAUUCUGUGGUCAAGAGGGGCGAACUUGGCGAGCUGCACAUAUCGUGUCCUUCCGUCGUAAACCAUUAUCUUCGAGGUCACUCAGAGACGUCAUUCAUUGACGACGGAAAGCGGCGAUGGUUCAAUACUGGAGACAUGGCCACAAUGAAUGACGAAGGGUUGGUUUCUAUUGUUGGAAGACGAAAAGACAUGAUUGAGCGCGCUGGUACCAUAGUGGCGCCUGCCGUUAUCGAAAGUUGUCUCGCUGCAUUUCUGUCUUGCCAGGUGGUAGUGGUAGCAGUUGCGCACCCAGUGCUUGGAGCUGAGCCGUUCGCUGUGGUGAGCAGAUUUUCAACUGCAAGCGCAAAACAGAUAAAAGACCACACUCGAUCUAUUUUGGGUCGAGACUACGCACUUGGGGGAGUGGCUAGUCUACAGGAAUUGGGGCUCUUGGAAUUUCCGGUCAACGCGACACAUAAAAUUAUCAAGCCGGUAGUACAGCAGGCAGUAGUACGGCAUUUGAAAAAGCUCCUCGGAAAAGCGACAGUCUAA